AUGUUUACGGUAAGUGAAUGUGAUUUAAUUUCAAAUACGCUCACCUCGCAUGACUCUGCACCUAUUCGUGGUAGACCUACACUAAAAGAUGCUGAGCGAUUUCGAACCGGGUCGAUUAUCCACGAAUCAAAAAAUACCUUCGGGUACGUAAAAACUUGCAUAUACAAUUGCCAAAAAUACACAAAAAGUUGCCAAAAAUAUUAUACAAAAAGUGAACAAAAAUGUGACAAAAGUACUACUGAAAUGACGAAUAAUACACAGACAAAUUUACAAAAAACAAACGUAAACUCACAAUCAAGUUGCUGUACUGUUAACGAGUACAUGGACAACAUAGCCGCCAGUAGAAAGGCUAUAAAGAACAUGGACAAUGCGAUAUCGUCUGAACAGACAACAAUCAAGAAUUUCUCAACACUUUUGAGCAAAGAUGAUAUGGAAAACAAGAAUGUGUCCACAGAUCAAUGUAUGUCAGGUAUCAAUAUAUCUAACAACUGUAUUUAUAAAUUGAAUAACCAGAAUAUUGAAAUAACAGGUCUGUCAAAGCACAAUCCUAUGCGUAUAAAGAAACUUCCAGUGCGAUCACGAUAUGCAUUAUUUUAUAACGUCUGCACACAAAAACAUGUUACUGACUUUGCUACCAUUGGUUGCCAUUUACGUCACCGUGACCGUGAACCCAGUAGAAUACAGGUGAAAUGGUUAACUAGGAAGUUUGGAAAAAGUCGAUUGUUGAGAAAACGUCUCAGACAUAAGAUCAAAAGGUCUGUACCCAGAUCCUCUCAUCUUCAUUAUAUAGUAGAGAAUAUUAUGCAUUGUCAAGACAUUAGGAUGAAGUGUAUCCCUGAUGUUUACUGCCCAAAGAAGGUUCACAAGAAAUGCCGCACAAACCGUUCAGCAAAAGAUUUAAAAUUUUAUAUUUGUGAAGGAAUUCUUGCAGAUAUAUUCUAUUUAUCAAGUUCGACUCAUGAUUCAUAUGCACAACAGGUAUACAAAAAUGUCAACCACUUAAAGAAUGUGUAUCAGUCAGCAUUAUCUACAGAUAUUGAGACAAAUCCUGGACCCGUAUUCUAUAUUGAUCCAAGCAAGACAAUCAGUGCACCAUAUAGCCAAGGUAAUCAGAUUAUAUUUGGAGAAACAGCAGGACAGCAGUGUUUAGCAAUGUGUUUAUGUGCCCUUAUAUACAACAAAAGACAGAACAUAUGCUCACCACAAGACCUGGUUAAUGUAAUGAAUAUUGGUAAUGAACUAUAUUCAAACUUAUCGUGUUUAGCACGGCAAUCAUUUUUAUUGUUUACAGAGUUGCCUUCACAACUUACAGUAUUUGACACAGAUUAUAUUUUUGAGUACAGUGAGAGCUAUAGUGGUAAUAUAACUGGAGACUGUUCUAUUGAAGGGUAUCAGUACUGGGUUCCAUUUCACAGAUCAUUUGAAUUGCUCCUAGCUGAAAACUAUUCUGCAUUCAUUUUAACAAUUGACUCCAAUGCUGUUUGCAUAUUUUCUACCACUGAUGGCAAGUAUAAAGUUUUUGACUCUCAUUCAAGAGAUAUUUAUGGCAGAAGUCAUCCACAAGGUACAUGUGUUCUGUUAGAACACAGUUAA
This is a messenger RNA of Paramuricea clavata, 1593 nucleotides long. The record is from the annotation of a GenBank genome assembly. NCBI's taxonomy places the organism in Eukaryota, Metazoa, Cnidaria, Anthozoa, Malacalcyonacea, Plexauridae.